AUGGCGAAAAGAACAGUCGCCGAAGAAAAUGAACCGUCCCGGAAGAAAUUGAAAACAAAGACUGUCAACGAUGAAAAUUAUGCCGAAGACAAGACCGGUACACACGAGAAGAAGAAAAAGAAAGAUAAGGGCAGUAAGAGUUCGUCCGGAUCUGAUACACCCAGUGCAAAAACUCCUCAGUCGGAAAUAGAUGAUUUCAUGAAAAUCAACACGAUAGAGAUCUCGGAUCCACUGAAUAGGGAAAACCCCCCAGCGCCAAUUCUCUCCUUCGUUCAACUUCCCGAACACGAUCACAUUUUAUACGAACCGCUCAAGACCUUUUCGGCACCGACCUCUGUGCAGUCUGCCACAUGGCCAUUGCUGUUUUCUGGGAGAGAUGUCAUUGGUAUCGCGGAGACAGGCAGUGGAAAAACCCUGGCUUUUGGUCUCCCAUGCCUGAAGAACAUGGUGGAUUCCAAGAAGAAACUCAAGCCUUCUCAUCCAAGGGCGGUGAUUUUGACACCUACCAGAGAGCUUGCCAUGCAGAUUUACGAACAAUUGGAGGGGUAUGCUCCUCGUGUCUCCGUCAGAGUUACAUGCAUUUUCGGAGGAGUCAGAAAAGACGAACAGCGGGAAGCGUUAAAAGACACUGCCAUCGUUGUCGCCACGCCGGGUCGAUUGAAGGAUCUUGAAUCGGAAGGCGCAAUCAAUCUGUCUAAAGUGAAGUACCUUGUCCUUGAUGAAGCAGAUAGGAUGUUAGACAAGGGGUUCGAGCAAGAUAUCAAAGAUAUCGUUGCCCCAAUGCCCGUCUCUAGACGACAGACUGCCAUGUUCACAGCUACAUGGCCCGUCGCUGUUAGAAACCUUGCCAAUAGCUUCACUCAAGAUCCAGUCAUGGUCACCGUUGGCGGGAAACCAUCCGAAGAUCCUCGUGCAAACACUCGCAUCAAACAGGUUGUCGAAGUAUUGGAUGGGAGGGACAAGGAAAACAGACUCACUCAAAUUCUUGCAAAGCUCACGAAGGAAUCUCCUCAAGGCAAGAUCCUGGUCUUCUGUCUAUAUAAGAAAGAAGCUAUGCGCAUUGAACGACUUAUCCAGUCGAGGGGAUAUGCUGUCGCCGGAAUCCACGGUGACCUCAGUCAAAGCGAAAGAUUCAAGAGUCUUGCGUCUUUCAAGUCAGGUGCCGUUACCAUUCUUGUUGCUACAGACGUGGCCGCUAGAGGCCUUGAUAUCCCAGCGGUGAAGACCGUGGUUAACGUCACCUUUCCCUUGACAAUAGAAGAUUACGUGCACCGCAUAGGACGAACUGGUCGAGCUGGAGCCGAUGGCGAUGCUAUAACCCUUUUCACAGAGAACGACAAGGCGCAUUCAGGGGCGUUGAUCAAUGUUUUGAAAGCCGCGAAACAAAAUGUUCCCGAUUCUCUCUUCAAAUUUGGCACCACUGUUAAGAAGAAGCAACACGAUGCCUACGGUGCCUUUUUCAAAGACGUGGACGUGACUAAAUCGGCGACGAAGAUCACAUUUGACGAUUAG
Molecule: messenger RNA, 1512 nt
Organism: Talaromyces amestolkiae
Lineage: Eukaryota; Fungi; Ascomycota; Eurotiomycetes; Eurotiales; Trichocomaceae
Exons: 3
Coding region: 1-1512 (503 amino acids)
Biological process (GO): rRNA processing
Cellular component (GO): nucleolus
Molecular function (GO): RNA helicase activity; ATP binding; RNA binding
Source: RefSeq, a predicted model, not a curated record